Molecule: messenger RNA, 1623 nt
Organism: Centruroides sculpturatus (bark scorpion)
Lineage: Eukaryota; Metazoa; Arthropoda; Arachnida; Scorpiones; Buthidae
Product: cytochrome P450 18a1-like
Exons: 9
Coding region: 1-1623 (540 amino acids)
Biological process (GO): xenobiotic metabolic process
Cellular component (GO): intracellular membrane-bounded organelle; cytoplasm
Molecular function (GO): oxidoreductase activity, acting on paired donors, with incorporation or reduction of molecular oxygen, reduced flavin or flavoprotein as one donor, and incorporation of one atom of oxygen; iron ion binding; heme binding
Source: RefSeq, a predicted model, not a curated record
AUGUUGAUAACUAUACCCUUUACCUUAUCCUUAUCUCAUCUAGUAUCAAGAUCGUUAAAAGAAAACGAGAGAUACGCAUUAAGCUGUGGAUUGAUGUUCUUGUUUGAGUUCUCAUUCUUAUCCCGUAGAAAAGCCACUUACAUCUUCGCUAAUUUUCGUCUCAUCUUAAUAUUCGUCACCAUUUUUAUACUCGUCAGUUACUUUUAUAGGACGAAAUCGAAAAUACCGGGACCCUUUUGUCUGCCGUUAGUGGGAUAUCUGCCUUUUCUCGGUUCGAACUUUCAUUUAAAAUUUACUCAACUGUCUAAACGAUACGGCCCCAUAUAUCAACUAUAUUUAGGGAGCAAGAGAGUUGUCGUAGUUUCCAAUCCCACUCUCAUAAAAGAUGCCUUUCGAAGAACCGUCUUCUCGGGACGUCCCAAUACAGAACUUACAAAAAUGGUCCAAGGUUACGGUAUUGUAAAUUCCAACGGUGCUCUGUGGAAAGAACAAAGGGCAUUUUUGCAUUGGGCUCUGAGAGAAAUUGGAGCCAAAAAUUGUGGUCCUAGACGAUCAAUUUUAGAGGAGUGCAUAAAAGAAGAAGUGGACAAGUUCUUGAAGAAUUUGGCUCAUCAAAGUGGAAAGACUUGUCAUAUUCGCUCAAUAGUAGUCAGAUGUGUCAGCAAUGUCGUAGGUUCGCUUCUGAUGAGUGUCAAAUACAGCGAAGGAGAUUCGCGGUUCCCAAGACUUUUAGACUUAGUUGAAGAAGGAUUUCGCUUGCUAACGAUUGCCAUCCCUGUUAAUUUUAUACCCCUGCUUAGAUAUUUUCCUUUAUGCAGCUAUCCGUAUUAUAAAUUGCAAAAAAACAGAAAAGAAACGGAAUCUUAUUUUCAAGAAGUCGCUAACGAUCAUCGAAAAUCGCUAAACUUCGAAAAUGCUCGCGAUUUUAUCGAUAUGUAUUUAAUUCGAUUGAAUAAAAUUAAAGAAGAGCAUAAAUUUUCUUAUUUUUCAGAACAACAACUCUUGCAGAUUUUGGGCGAUAUGUUCAGCGCCGGCUUGGAAACUGUCACUACUUUGUUAGAAUGGUCUGUAAUCUAUAUGGUGGUCUACAGAGACGUCCAGAAGCUGGUUCAAAGAGAAAUGGAUGAGAAAAUCGGCAGAGAGAGGCUUCCGACAUUAGCCGAUCUUCCGAAUUUACCAUAUACAGAAGCCACGAUAUUGGAAAUUAUGAGAAGAGCCAACGUCGUAGCAAUUGGUCCAGCUCAUGCAACUUUACAGGAAACGGAAUUAGGCGGUUAUAAAAUUCCAAAAGGUACUCACAUAGUCCCUAAUUUAUGGGCGGUUCAUAUGGAUCCAAAAUUAUGGCCAGAACCCGAAACUUUUAAACCGGAACGCUUUUUGCAAGACGGAAAAGUUCACGUUCCCAGUUAUUUUAUGCCAUUUUCUGUUGGACGAAGAAGAUGUGUAGGAGAUAUUUUAACAAAGAUGGAAGUGUUUAUGUUUCUCUCGAGUAUGCUCCACCAAUUUCAUGUGGAAAUUCCCGACGGAGAAAAACCUCCGGAACUAAAUGGAAAAGUUGCUGCUUCAUUAACAUCCAUUCCUUAUAAAGUUUGCGUACAUCUGAGAGACUCUUUACUUCUUUAA